CCAUGAUCAAGAAAUCAGAAAACUCAAAGAUAAAGACGUAAAGUAAUGAAGAGAGAGAGGGGGAAAAUUAGACAGUCUGUCUUUGUCGAUUAGUGGACUCGUCAGUGUCAUCAACCAAAUUGUAUAUUGAAUUUCAAUGCAAUAGAAGACAGCUGCAUCACAUUCACAGCCCAUUUCCUCCAUUAUUGUCCCUACCUCACCACCACCCAUCAACCCAAUAAUAACCCUGUACAUCACCUUAGUCCACCAGUCUCUUUUCUCACUUUAGAGAGUGAGAGACCCAACUGCCAUUUCAGAUCUAGAUCAUACACUUUUUGGGUGUUCUUGAUUUGUAUUCCAGAAACUACAUUAAUCAAGUUUUUUUUAUAUCAUCUUCUUCAUUGCUUUAGUUUCUGGCCUGGAAUUGGGUGAGAAUUUAACUCGAUUUUAAGCUUUUUGAGAGUCCUUGACCUGUGUUUCAGAAACUACAUUAAUCAAUUGUUUUUUGUAUCAUCAUCUUCAUUGCAUUUGGGUUCUGGGUUUGAAUCGGGUGAGAACUGACCUUUACCAUAAUAAGUAUGUUUGGUAGAGAUCCAUGGGGUGGGCCGUUGGAGAUACACGCGGCGGACUCGGCCACCGACGAUGAUCGGAGCAGGAACUUGCAGGACUAUGACAGGGCGGCGCUGUCACGGCCGCUGGACGAGACACAGCAGAGCUGGCUGUUGGGUCCUGGCGAGCAGAAGAAGAAGAAGUAUGUGGAUCUUGGUUGUAUAAUUGUGAGUCGAAAGAUCUUUGUGUGGACUGUGGGGGCGAUUCUCGCAGCUGGAUUCUUAGCUGGGUUCAUUACCCUCAUUGUUAAAACGGUGCCGAGGCAUCACCGGCAUCAUCCUCCACCUGAUAAUUAUACGGUAGCAUUGAACAAGGCACUCAUGUUCUUUAAUGGGCAGCGCUCUGGAAAACUCCCAAGGCACAAUAAUGUAUCAUGGAGGGGAGACUCCUGUAUGAGUGAUGGCAAAUCUAAUGUAUCACCGGUAAUUAAAGAUCUUGUGGGUGGCUAUUAUGAUGCGGGAGAUGCGAUCAAGUUCAACUUUCCGGCAUCUUUUGCCAUGACCAUGUUGAGUUGGAGCGUGAUUGAAUACAGUGCAAAAUAUGAAGCUGCUGGGGAGCUCAACCAUGUUAAAGAGAUAAUUAAGUGGGGGACUGAUUACUUUCUUAAGACCUUCAAUUCCACUGCUGAUACAAUUAACAGUGUCGCGGCUCAGGUUGGAGUGGGGGAUACUUCAGGAGGACCAAGCCCUAAUGAUCAUUAUUGUUGGAUGCGUCCGGAGGAUAUUGAUUAUGCUCGGCCUGUAUAUGAAUGCCAUAGUUGCUCAGACCUUUCUGCAGAGAUGGCUGCUGCUUUAGCUUCCGCAUCCAUUGUUUUCAAGGAUAACAAGGCCUACUCCCAGAAACUUGUACAUGGUGCCAAAACCCUCUUCAAGUUUUCUAGAGAUCAGCGAGGCAGAUAUAGUGCUGGUGGUGCCGAAGCUGCUAUUUUCUAUAAUUCCACUAAUUAUUAUGAUGAGUAUGUGUGGGGUGCAGCUUGGUUGUAUUAUGCUACUGGAAAUACUUCAUAUCUUCAACUGGCUACGACUCCAGGUAUCGCCAAACGUGCUGGUGCCUUCUGGGGAGGCCCAGAUUAUGGUGUACUUAGCUGGGACAACAAGCUUGCUGGAGCUCAAGUGCUUCUGAGCCGUUUGAGAUUGUUCUUAAGCCCCGGGUAUCCAUACGAAGAAAUUUUAAGGACAUUUCACAACCAGACCAGCAUUAUCAUGUGCUCAUACCUGCCUUACUUUACGAGCUUUAACAGAACAAAGGGAGGUUUGAUUCAAUUGAACCAUGGAAGGCCUCAGCCUCUUCAGUAUGUAGUCAAUGCAGCCUUCUUGGCUACCCUGUUCAGUGACUAUCUUCAAGCUGCAGAUACACCUGGAUGGUACUGUGGACCCAAUUUUUAUUCAAUUGAUGUGCUGCGUAAAUUUGCUGAGACCCAGAUCGACUACAUCCUUGGCAAAAAUCCAAGAGGUAUGAGUUAUGUUGUGGGUUUUGGCAAUCAUUAUCCGAAACACGUCCACCACAGAGGUGCGUCAAUCCCCAAGAACAAGGUUAAGUACAAUUGCAAAGGAGGAUGGAAGUGGAGGGACAGCACCAAGCCUAAUCCAAAUACAAUUGUUGGAGCCAUGGUUGCUGGUCCCGAUAAGCAUGAUGGUUUCCAUGAUGUCCGUACUAACUACAAUUACACAGAACCAACGCUUGCUGGCAAUGCUGGUUUAGUGGCAGCCCUGGUGGCUUUGUCAGGCGACAAGACCACUGGAAUCGACAAGAACACCCUAUUCUCAGCAGUUCCCCCUAUGUUUCCAACUCCACCACCGCCACCAGCACCUUGGAAACCUUGAGGUGCUGGCAUGGGUCCUUAUCAUUUUUGUGUUGAAGUGGACUUCUUGUUACAUGAUUUUUCUGCUGCAACUUUUUUUUUUGGGAUAUUGAACACACCCUGAACAUGAAAAGACAAAAUUAAUACAGAGAUGAAGAAUAUGAUGGGCAUAAACAACUUGAAGAUAGUGGGGCUGGGCAAGGACUUUGAACUUGGAAUAGCCUGAUGACGUAGUUAUGGUACUCCCGGGCAUGUCUUAUUUACUUUGGCAUUUGUGAUACACACAGUCUGCAUGUAUGUAAGUAUGAAAUCAACCCUGUAUUCGUUUAAAACUGUGAACAGUUUGUAAUUUGUUACAAUAAAUCUUCAAACGUCUAAGCAGUUACCUUCUUUUGUGUCAUGCGUGCACUUUUGCUAUCUCGUAUUUGGGUGCGUGUGGAAAAAUUGUCUCUAAAGGUUGUGAAUGAAUGAGAAAAACGUUGAGAAUCAGUUGAUCUGGGAACCACCUUAGAACAAGGUUUGAUUAUAGGGGAUGUUGACAUUGUGAACAGUGAAUAUGUGUG
This is a messenger RNA of Ilex paraguariensis (yerba mate), 2952 nucleotides long. The record is from the annotation of a GenBank genome assembly. Lineage: Eukaryota; Viridiplantae; Streptophyta; Magnoliopsida; Aquifoliales; Aquifoliaceae.